UAAAAACCUAGGAAAAUGAUGAUGUCGGGCCAAAUACAAGCGUUCCCAUUGGAGAAGGAGUAUGGGAAGAAUCCUGAUAUUUCUCGAGAGGACAUCAAUAAGUUACGAGAAUGGCUGAAGACGCAACCACAUUUACCAGAAGAAUACAUAACAGAUUUGGAUCUGAUACUGAUUUACUUCUGCUGUGAAAAGAGCGCUGAAGUCUCUAAACAAGUUCUGGAUCUCCAUUUCACGCUCCGAACUCUCCUCACCACUUGGUUCAAGGAUAGAGAAGUGGACAAGAAGAUCAUCAACGCUCUGAAUACUAUCCUGAUAGCACCGCUUCCAGCACCCACAGUCAACGGUUACAAAGCUAUCUAUAGUCGACUGAUAGAUGGUGACCCUAAACGCUAUAUAUUUGGUGAUAUCAUCCGCGCGUUCAUGAUGGUCUUCGAUCUUUUGCAGUACGAAGAAGGAACUUGGCCAGGUUUUGUUCUAUUGAUAGACAUGGAUCUUGCGAGUAUGGGCCACUUAGCCAAGAUAGAUAUAUCAUUAUUGAAACAGGUCCUGUUCUUCCACCAGGAAUGUAUGUUAGUUAAGUUAAAAGAAUUGCAUUUCUUAAACGCCCCGUACUUCAUGGACAAGGUGAUGACGCUGCUGAAACCAUUCAUGAAGAAGAGUUUAAUGGACAUCAUCAAGGUACACGAAAGGGGUUCCGACUCACUCUACAAAUAUGUCCAGAAAAAUUCGUUCCCAAAAGAGUCUGGAGGGAACUAUAAAGACAACAUAACUUUAAGAGACGAGAUCAUACGCCGUUUAGAAAAUAACAAACAAUAUUUCACGGACGAAAGUAGGAGGCGCGUUAACGAAUCUUUGCGUCCAAGCGGCAAGAAAACUAUCGAAGGCUUAUUCGGAAUCGAGGGCAGCUUUAAGAAAUUGGAUAUAGACUAAGCAUUCGAGGGCAGGCA
This is a messenger RNA of Vanessa tameamea, 947 nucleotides long. Its product is annotated as clavesin-1-like. The coding region runs from base 16 to 930 and encodes 304 amino acids. The transcript is spliced from 7 exons. The record is from RefSeq and is a predicted model, not a curated record. Gene Ontology annotation, cellular component: membrane. Lineage: Eukaryota; Metazoa; Arthropoda; Insecta; Lepidoptera; Nymphalidae. Gene Ontology annotation, molecular function: phosphatidylinositol bisphosphate binding.